Molecule: messenger RNA, 360 nt
Organism: Porites evermanni
Lineage: Eukaryota; Metazoa; Cnidaria; Anthozoa; Scleractinia; Poritidae
Source: the annotation of a GenBank genome assembly
AUGAGAUCCGCCAGUGGGUACAGUGACGGUAAGAGUGUCAGACAGAAUACCACAAGGAACUUUUCAACAAAAGACAAGCCAGGCACCUUGCUAUUGAACCUCUACGAGUCUGCACCCCCGGCGCAAUAUUCAGUUGACUUUGAUGUGCUUCUCAAUGAAGACAUCCCCGUUCAACACCAAGAUACCAGCACAGCACGUAACAUUGUCAUCGCCCAGUCUACGUAUGUUGUAGUUUCCCGAAUAUACAAAUCGCGUUCUGCUCCAAACAGCCCACUGUAUAAUACAAAACUAUUAGAGGAUGUGGUUGAUGACUAUGACAGUGCUCGCUAUGUAACAACUCUCUGUUGCAGAGAGCGUUGA